This is a messenger RNA of Sapajus apella (tufted capuchin), 1201 nucleotides long. RefSeq names its product alkB homolog 2, alpha-ketoglutarate dependent dioxygenase (gene ALKBH2). Lineage: Eukaryota; Metazoa; Chordata; Mammalia; Primates; Cebidae. Bases 399 to 1184 code for a protein of 261 amino acids. Gene Ontology annotation, biological process: DNA repair. The transcript has 4 exons. The record is from RefSeq and is a predicted model, not a curated record.
GCUCCGGAAAUGACGCGGGUGAUUCUCGGGGUCGCGUCUUUCCCGCACCCAGGGGUUUGUGGGAUUCCGAGUUGCGCAGAGGCUGAGAUUCUAGAGCACCCUCGACACCUCCACCCCACGCACGUGUUGCAGUAAUAUCAGAAUUUGGCGUGCGGUUUACCCGUGUUUACCGCUUUGCUUCUCCUUUGUGAAUCGUCUCUGUUUGAGCAUCACGAGACCUAUUUUAACACUGGUGCGGGGCCGCGAGGACGUGGUUUUAAACUUUAAAAUGAAAACGUAGAACUAGGAAUGUUGCUGUGAGACCCCUUGGACAAACUGAUUUUUGCAUGGAGGACAGAACUUGAGCAAUCUCUGUCUUGGCCUUACCACUGACGUCCCUUCUUUCCUGUGGGGACGGGAUGGAUAGAUUCCUGGUGAAAGGGGCUGAAGGGGGCCUUUUGAGGAAGCGGGAGGAGCAAGAGGCAACUGGAGAAGAGCCCCUUGUGUUGGGAGGAGACCAAGAAAGCACAAGGAAGAGGCCCAGGAGAGAGGCCCCGGAGAAUGGAGGCCACUCCACAGGCCCCAGCUGGCGGUAUGUUCGGGCGGAGGGCCUGAACUGCAGUUACACAGUGCUGUUCGGCAAAGCUGAGGCAGAUGAGAUUUUCCAAGAGUUGGAGAAAGAAGUAGAAUAUUUUACAGGGGUGCUGGCCAGGGUCCAGGUGUUUGGGAAGUGGCACAGUGUGCCCAGGAAGCAGGCAACGUAUGGCGACGCUGGGCUGACCUACACAUUCUCAGGCCUCACGCUGUCUCCAAAGCCGUGGAUCCCAGUUCUAGAGCGCAUCCGGGAUCGCGUCUCUGUGGUGACUGGAGAGACCUUCAACUUUGUGCUCAUCAACAGGUAUAAAGAUGGCUGUGACCACAUCGGGGAGCACCGAGACGAUGAAAGAGAACUGGCCCCUGGGAGCCCCAUCGCCUCUGUCUCCUUCGGUGCCUGCAGAGACUUUGUCUUCCGGCAUAAGGAUUCCCGUGGGAAAAGCCCCUCGCGGAGGGUGGCGGUGGUCAGGCUGCCGCUGGCCCACGGAAGCUUACUCAUGAUGAACCACCCGACCAACACGCACUGGUACCACAGUCUUCCUGUGAGAAAGAAGGUUCUGGCUCCACGGGUCAAUCUGACGUUUCGUAAAAUUUUGCUUACUAAAAAAUAAAAAUGUUUUUAACAGUU